AUGUGUACGGGAAAAUGUUCCCGCUUUGUGGGGCUCUCCCUCCUCCCCAUGGCGUUUAUUUCCAUGAUUGCAAACCUCUUACUGAUGUUUCCCAAUGGAGAAACCAAAUGGACCAACCAUAUCGCAACCCAAGUGUGGCUGAUGGCUGGUCUCCUGGGUAGCGGUCUUUUUAUGCUGUGCCCCUCAUGUAAUGCUAUACGAGCUGGUGGGAAAGGCUGCUGCGGUGAAGGAUGCUGUGGGAAUAGGUGCCGGAUGUUACGGUCAACUAUCUCUUCAAUAUUCGGAGGACUCGGAAGCUUUUACUGUGUGAUUGUGUCAGCAACGGCGUUGGCUGAUGGUCCUAUGUGUUUCAGUAGCAAAGAGGAUAAUUGGGGCUACCAUAUGAAGAACUUGAAUGAGAGCUACCUGGUCAAUAAGGAUGUAUGGGAUGACUGUGUCCAGCCCCCGAAGAUCGUCCUCUGGCACAUUGUCCUGUUCUCCAUCCAGCUGGGGAUCGGGGCCCUGCAGUUUAUCCUCUGCGCCUCACAGCUUAUUAACAGUCUCCUUGGAAUCAUGUGUGGAGACUGCCGGAAGGACGACAAGAAUAAAGGUUAAGAGAGACGCAAUGAGGUGAAGGCUGAACUUAUCAAUAUAACUCCAAUAGACUGCGAAGACGCGAAGAGAAACCUAAUAUAAUGUGUGUUAUAAGGGCGGGGAUCGGAAGAGAUGAGCCGCCAUGUUGUGUUUACAGGGAAAGUGUAAAUAAAGAUUUGGGGACA
Molecule: messenger RNA, 758 nt
Organism: Hyla sarda
Lineage: Eukaryota; Metazoa; Chordata; Amphibia; Anura; Hylidae
Gene: TM4SF5
Product: transmembrane 4 L six family member 5
Exons: 5
Coding region: 1-594 (197 amino acids)
Cellular component (GO): membrane
Source: RefSeq, a predicted model, not a curated record